Molecule: messenger RNA, 618 nt
Organism: Emiliania huxleyi CCMP1516
Lineage: Eukaryota; Haptophyta; Isochrysidales; Noelaerhabdaceae
Exons: 2
Biological process (GO): protein phosphorylation
Molecular function (GO): ATP binding; protein kinase activity
Source: RefSeq, a predicted model, not a curated record
GGCCACGUCCGUCUCAUCGACAUGGGCCUCGCCGCGCGCGUGACGGAGCGGCAGCCGAACCGCUCCUCGCGCGUCGGCACGGACUGCUAUAUGGCGCCCGAGGUGCGCUGGGCGCGCCGGCGGCGCACGGCGUACGGCCGAUCGGCCGACUGGUACACGAUCGGCGUCCUCACGUACGAGUUCACGCACGGCAACCUGCCUUUCUCGGCGCGCGAUACGGACUCGCCCGUCUACCGCGGCGGCACCUGGCCGUCCGAGGCGUGCAAACACUUCUCCGAGCGGCUGCUCGACCAGGACCACACCUCGCGGCUGGGGUCUGGAAAGACUGGCCUCGAGGACGUCAAGUCGCACGCCUACUUUGCGGGCGUCGACUGGGACAUCGUGUCCGCGUGCAAGGUGAUGUCGCCCAUGAAGGGCGUCAAGGGCGCGCCGAAGCGGAAGAAGGACAAGGAGACGCAGGCGCAGCGCACCGCCGGCGACAUCGCCGAGGCGGACAAGGCGGAGGUGGACCCGCUCCACCUGCACGAGUACAACAUCGGCACGUGGAACUUUGUGUCGCCGACGGCCAUCACCGAGGAGUACAUGGAGUCGGUCUACCAGUGCGUCUCCGCAAUCUAG